GGGAUGGUUUGACAUGCUCCAGCAAGUUCUUUGUGGCCACUUCGAUUGCUGUUGAGCGGGAGAGGAUACUGUUGGGAGGGAGUGGCCUCUUCCUCCCAUCAGGAUAAUGCACACAUACCCAGUGUUGAUUUCUGCAGCCACCAUGAGCAACAUGACUGUGCUUGACACUGCUGACCCCUAUGACCUUGACAUGACCUCCUCCGAGGCCAUCUACCCCAUCAGCUUCCAGGUUUCUCUGACAGGCUUCCUGCUUUUGGAGAUAAUUUUGGGCCUAAGCUCCAACCUCACAGUGCUGGUCCUCUACUGUAUGAAACAGAACCUCAUCAGCUCCGUCUCCAACAUCAUCACCAUGAACCUGCAUGUGGUGGAUGUGUUGGUGUGUGUAUGCUGCAUCCCGCUGACAGCGGUGGUGGUGCUACUUCCUUUGGAGGCAGACACUGCCAUGAUCUGCUGUUUCCAUGAGGCCUGCGUCUCCUUUGCAAGCGUAGCUACUGCUGCUAACGUCCUGGCCAUCACUGUGGACCGCUAUGACAUCUCAGUGCGGCCAGCGAACCGUGUGCUUACAAUGGGCCGAGCCGUGGCUCUACUGGGAUCCAUUUGGGCUCUGUCCUUUUUCAGUUUCCUGGUUCCCUUCAUGGAAGUAGGCUUCUUCAUCAAUUCUGGUUCGGACCUUGUGAACCAGACUGUAGUGGUCACAGUGGCUCAUACAAAUGAGUACUACACGGAGCUGGGUCUGUAUUAUCACCUGCUGGCACAGAUCCCUAUAUUCUUUUUUACAGCUGUGGUAAUGCUAGUGACUUACUACAAGAUCCUUCAAGCACUCAAUAUUCGCAUUGGAACACGUUUUCAGCACAACCUACCUAAAAAGAAGCAAAAGAGUAAAAACACAAUCUCUUUGAGCACUGCAACACAAGCAGAGUCGACUGACGCUUCACAGAGCAGCACAGGGGUCAGGGCAGGUGCGAGUGCACCUUUGGGUAUGCGUGCAUCAGUGUCAGUCAUUAUUGCGCUGAGACGAGCAGUAAAGCGUCAUCGGGAGAGACGAGAGAGGCAGAAACGAGUCUUCAGGAUGUCUCUUCUUAUCAUCUCUACGUUCUUACUUUGCUGGACUCCAAUAACUGUGCUCAACACCAUCAUCCUCAGCACUGGGCCCAGUGAUUUGACUGUUCGCCUCCGCUUGGGCUUCCUGGUGAUGGCCUAUGGAACCACCAUCUUUCACCCACUCCUCUAUGCGUUCACUCGGCAGAAAUUCCAAAAGGUUUUAAAGAGCAAGAUGAAGAAGAGGGUGGUGUCUGUAGUCGAAGCUGACCCUACACCAAACAAUGUGGUCAUCCAUAACUCGUGGAUUGACCCCAGGAGGAACAAGAAGGUCACCUUUGAGGACACGGAAGCCAGACAAAAAUGUCUAUGCUCACAGGAUGCGGAGUAAUCGGAUUAACUCAAAUGUAAAUAUGUCAAAUAUGUAGAGUAAAUUGGAAUUGGUUACACUCAUAAGAGUGAAGUAACAGUCUAUGUCUAAAAUUCAGAAGCAGGUGUUUUAGAGGGAAAUACAGAGUAUGGUUUAUGCAAAUAAGGGUGGAAAAUAUUUGGAAAAAAAACAACAAAUGUGACUAUAAUGGGUAAAUAUACUACAAGUCUAAACAAGCUUAACAGAGGUACGCUCACUAACAAUGGAAUACAUAAAUCCUUGGCAGCUUAUUAAUGAAUAAUAAAAUAAUGACCUCAGAAAAGGAGAUGUAUUCCUUGAGAUCAGAGGAAUAAAUAGAUGAGGUGAGGAGUUUCCUUAAUAUACACAUCACAUGUAAAAAGGGAGACUAACAUCAGUUGAUGUGUAUAAGUACAAGGAUUGCAUUUACAGUUAAUUAUUGCCUCAAUACAAAAAAGGUGUCAAAAUACGUGUCAUGUGCACAUGAAGAGGGUAAU
This is a messenger RNA of Thunnus maccoyii (southern bluefin tuna), 1923 nucleotides long. RefSeq names its product G-protein coupled receptor 22-like. The transcript has 4 exons. The record is from RefSeq and is a predicted model, not a curated record. Gene Ontology annotation, molecular function: peptide binding; G protein-coupled receptor activity. The coding region runs from base 107 to 1429 and encodes 440 amino acids. Lineage: Eukaryota; Metazoa; Chordata; Actinopteri; Scombriformes; Scombridae. Gene Ontology annotation, cellular component: membrane. Gene Ontology annotation, biological process: G protein-coupled receptor signaling pathway.